GUCGUGUGUAGAUAGCAUUACAUAACAUGGUGUCAAAAGAGAUGUAGGACCCAUGCAUCAUUAAAAUCUGUAUUGUCAUGUAUGUGAAAAUAACGUGUUCAAUUUCCGUGUUGUCUUUUUUUUAAAGUCAAGGCUAAAACGUAAUUUUAUUAUCGCCUACUUAAUUAACUUUUUUGUUCGAAAGUUUAUCUAAUAUCAGCUGAUUCAUUUAUUUCAGAUUUUUAUUGGAUGUGUUCUCAAAACUUCAAAUAUCCCAGUAGUUGUUUUGUUCUUAGAAAGGCUUUAGUUUGGUUACAGUAAGCAGAAUUCAGUCCCAACGAAGUUGCAAUAGUCAAUGUGGAAAUUAGCUGUUAAUAGUUUUGGGAGACAUGCGGGUGACUGAUAUCAAUUAUAAUGAUGGUUAUUAAACUUUUUCAUCCGGUUUCAAGUGUCAACUCGUUAAGCAACUCUCAAAACAAGCAUACAAAUUUUUGUCAGUCCAGUGAUACUGUGAUUCCACUGAUUUCAAAGUUUAAUCGUUUGAGUGAUACCAUAUAUGCACUUCAAUGAUCACCACGUGACAUACGUGUGUGGCCUCAAACAAUCGUGCCGCGAUCUGCCAGAGUGCCAGUUCCUUCUUCGCUGAUUCUUUUUUCGGAUGGGAUUUUGGUUAGCCUAUAUGUGGGUUUUGGGGUACAGGUGUCAUGUCAAAUUAUUGCCAGUGUGUGUGAGAGAGUACCAGUACCGGGAUCAAGUGUAGUUUAGUACGGUACGCUACCGGUACGGUACUUCUGGUGCGCGUAACAAAACGAUUUUUGUACCCUACCCUACCGAUAUCGUAUGUGUUAUUCCAAAUCUCCGCCUUACUACGGUACGCCAGCAAUAAAUUCGGUGACGUAAUUUUUGAACGGCAUAGUCUGGUGGGGGUUAGGAUUAUGCUGAAAAAAAUUGAGCCAGGCCAACUAGAAGUUAAUGUACGGUAGUACCGGCACGAAUCUACACAAGACCCGGUACCACAGUACCAUACCGGUACAUACCGUACAGAAAUAGUUUGCUGGUAUAUGCUAAACUGAAUUUUAAAGUCUCUAAAUUUUGCUUUACAUACAACUGUAAAAUAAAUUUGCAAGAGAAAAUAAGAUUACAAAAAGUAAAUUCAAAAAAGAACAUGGAACUGGAAUGUAAUAAAGACUGGGCGCACCCACUAACGACAAAAAUAUUUGUAAAAAGCUCUGCCACUCCUAUAACAGGUAAUAAAAUUGAAUCUGCUGAAGUUGUAAAAGAUAUAUUCGAUGGAAUUUUGCGAGAAAUAGUUAAUGAAAGUGUUCAUGAGGCUGUAGUGGAGAACAUUUAUGAAAGUGUUUUGCAAGAAACAGAAAAUGAAAAGAAUGAUGUAGAAGAUAUAUUUCAAAGUAUGUUACAAGAAACCGGGAAGGAGAAUGACAUAUCAAUGGAAGAUUUCUGUGAAAACUUUCUACAAGAAACAGGGAAGGAGAGUAAUAAAUCAAUGGAAGAUUUUAGUGAAAACUUUCUACAAGAAACAGGGAAGGAGAGUGAUAAAUUAAUGGAGGAUAUUUGUGAAAACAUUCUAGACGAAACAAAAGCAGAAUGUGAUUAUUUUAUACCAUCAUCUUCUGAUUCGUUGCUUGUGAGCCCACAGGAAGAAAAAAAGAGGAAAAGGAAAAAGUUGAGAAAAAAUGCAACUGGGCAAAAAGGAAAGCAGCAGCAGGAAAAUGAAGGAGAUACACUGAAAAGGCCAUGUGUGUAUUGUGAGCAAUUUCAGUCGAAACUCUCAAGACAUAUAGCUAGAAUACACAGUGAGGAGCCCGAAGUCAAAGAAAUACUAGGUCUACCUCCAAAACAAAGGAAUUACAGGUUCGACCAACUACGAAAAAAUGGAAUGUACAAAUACAAUUUAAAAUUGUUGAAAGAAGGCUGCCGCACCCAAUCUCUGCUACGCGAACGCAGGGUUAAAAGUGACGAACUCAAAAUGUGUGGAUACUGUAAAGCCUUCGUUACGCGGAAAUACUUUCAUAUGCAUGCUAGAACAUGUAGGUCCCAAAAUGGGGAAAUUUUGUGCAGCACGUUGCCACUGUCCGUGUUAACUGCAGAAGAUACGGAGGAUUUGUUAUUUACCGACCUAUUAUCAAAGUUUAAUAAUGAUGAACCAGGUCGAUUGUGUCGUACGGACCAUAUGAUCAAAAAAAUAGGGAGAAGUCUCUAUGAACAUCAUAAACGAAAACAUGAUAAAAAGACGGUACGGGAAUCGGUUAUGCUAAAAAUGAGAACUUUGGCCACUUUGUUUAUGGAAUUCCGUAGAUGUAUGAAGAGUAAAUUUGGCAACGAUGUUAAAACAGAAUCAAUGCUUGACAGAAAGAAUUUUUCAAUGUUAGAGGAGGCAAUAGACAAUGUGACAACUUUGAAUGAGGGUGGAAUAAAAGCUGGGUCGCUGAUUUUUAUUGGCAAUCUUUUAAAAAAUGCCGUCAAAAUAAUGAAAGGGACAUACCUUAUUGAAGAUGAUGAUGCAAAGGUGGAAACUAUCGAUAAAUUUGCAGCCGUUCUCAAUUUGCGCUGGACUAGUAUGUUCGGCGAUGCUGAGUAUAUCCUACAGAAUAAUCUCUAGACAAAGCAGCGACAACCAGGAAUGCAUUCAAACAGGGGUUUCCAGAACUAUUCAAAUAUAUCCGGAUAUCCAAGUAUUCGAAUACUUACUUUUUCGACUAAUUUUUUUAAUAAUAACCGCUUUUGGUGGUCAGCAAGACAUUUCGUUUUCGAGGCAAAUCUUCAAACGAUUUUCAGCUCGGUGUUUGCGUCUGUGCGUGCCUGCGCCGCAAAUUGUUGGACACGACACUUUUGCAUGCUAAUGGGCAUUGCCUCGAUCGAAUAGUGCAAUGGGCUGUUUGAAAUUGUGUUCCAUACCAUUUUUAGAAAUAUUAUCUUGAGAACAGAGAACAUUUCGUUUAAGUAUUUAUUGCUUGUGCUUUGUCUUCGAAUAAAGUGUUGAGCGUUUCACCUAUUCUUUGAAUGAACAGUGAGUAAUAGGGGGAAGUAAGUUGGGGAAUUUUGUGGCUGCUGAUGCGGAAUAAACGCACUUGUGAAAAAUGCAUAGGCUGCCGUUAUCCUAGCGAAAAAAUAUUAGACGAUGAAAAUCAUAAUAUACAGUGUGUUAAAAAAGUUACGCAAAAUUUUUUACGGUAAAAUUUUUCGUCAUGAUAACUUAAUUAAAAAAGUAACUAUCAAAAAGCGUCAGUUGUAAAAUGUUUAAAUGGCAUUUAACCGCAAUUCAAUACUGUGAAAAGGUGUCAGUCGUUAAUGUUAUAUUCAUAUUAACUUCUGUUAAUUUUGCGUUACUUUUUUAACACCCUGUAUAAUAAU
This is a messenger RNA of Styela clava, 3351 nucleotides long. RefSeq lists its product as uncharacterized. The record is from RefSeq and is a predicted model, not a curated record. Lineage: Eukaryota; Metazoa; Chordata; Ascidiacea; Stolidobranchia; Styelidae.